CUCUGUCUGCAGCUGCAGAGAAAGGCUCCCAAGGCAGAGAUCUCUUUCGAGUGCAAUUGGAAUUCAAGGCUUCUUCUCCGGGGAUCUCUUUCCGGAGAAUGGACAAAUCGGGAAACGCCAUGAUGAGCUUAAUCUACAGUGUCGGAUGGCUGCUGUUAUCUACUGCUGCCUCGUAAGACUUCCUCUGCGUGUUUUGGUGAGACAACUCUGGCGUUGAUGGCUGGAGAACAAAGAACGCAUGCUGCCCUCGAGAUCCGAUCAGCGUGCCUUGCACGUGCGAGUCAUGGAAUUCUCAUAGGAUGAUGACGAUGACGAUGAUGAUGAUGAUGAUGUUCGUGGCUCCAAUUGUGGGUCCCACGUGUUCGACCAUGAACGUGAUGCAGCCACGCGGGAUGAGGAAGUUUUGGGGAUCGAUCUUUGGUAAACGCGUGACUGCGACUCCCAGCUUUUAGGGGGCUUUAAUGGGGGAGAAAUAAAAAGGACUAAAAAAGAAAGAUACGUGUUGUCAUCGCCCCAAGUCCCCACCUCGGCCAUCGACCUCACGUUUUCUUCUUUCUCUCCAGCGAACAGGGGAACGGAGAGCCCCCAGUCUUUCCCACCACCAAGGCGGAGCACAAUGGCGACCUACGGCGGCGUCCUCCGGCGCUCCGCGGCCGUCGUGGAGCGCGCCCGCGACAGCGUUCGCUUGACCCGCAAGGCCCUGGCCCGCUUCGCCCGCCCACAGUCCUUCGCGGCCCCGCCCCACGCCGAGGCCGCCGCCGUCCGAGCCGUCCGCAACCUCCGCUCCUUCCGCCUCCACUACGCCCUCCUCCUCUGGGUCCUCCUCCUCGCCUCCCUCUUCCCCCGCCACCGCGCCACCAUGCUCUUCCUCAUGGCCGCCUCCAAGCUCGCUCUCCUCUACGGCGCCCUCCUCAAGGCCUUCCCCAAUUCCGCCCUCCUCCGCCGGAUCUUGGACCGCAGGAUAUCCGCCGCGCUCGCGCUGACCGUGAUCUGCGCCGAGCUCGUGAUGACGGGGGCCGUGCCGCAGUUCCUGCUCGCCAUGGGCAUCGGCGUGCCGCUCGUGCUGUUCCACGCCCUGUUCCGCGUGCGGGACGAUCUGACGGCCAGCGGCGAGGAGACGGCUGCCGGAACCGGUGGCGAUCCGAGGCCGAUCUCGGAGAAGAAGGGAGAUCUCGAAAUGGGAUCUCGGUAACAAUAUCCUUAAUUUUUUUGUACUCUUUUAACUCUUUUUAUCCUUUCCCUUUUCUUAAUUAAUCUCAUUCUACUUCUACUUUCUUCAAUUCAUCGAUCUCUUUUCAUCUUACUAAAUGGAACUCGCGAUGUAUACUGAUUGGAGGAAAUGUAGCGAUUGGAGAUGGGUUGUGAUCA
This is a messenger RNA of Musa acuminata AAA Group (dessert banana), 1368 nucleotides long. RefSeq lists its product as uncharacterized. Lineage: Eukaryota; Viridiplantae; Streptophyta; Magnoliopsida; Zingiberales; Musaceae. Bases 617 to 1192 code for a protein of 191 amino acids. The transcript has a single exon. The record is from RefSeq and is a predicted model, not a curated record.